GGGGUUUUGGGUGAUAAAUUUUACUAGUUAAAGGGGUUUUGGGUGAUAAAUUUUACUUUCCCAACAUACCCCUCAUUUAAAAAAAAUUACCAUCCUUUAAAAAAAAAAACUUGUAACUACUAUCUUAAAAACUACCAUCUUUAGUUUUAAAAAAAAAAAACCUAAACUUCCAUCUUUUCUUUUUUUUUUUUAAUAAAUAUUUUUCAAGAAAAAUCAAAUUCUAUUAUUUAGCCUACAUGACAUCAUCAACAUAUUUUUUUAAUUACAUUUUAUACGCAAUUCUUAAACCUACUAAUAUUUUUUUUUAAAAAAUAAUUAAACGAUAAUAUUGUGGGAAAAAAAAAUCGAGUUUAGUAGAUUAUAUAUAUUGCACACGCACGCAUUAUGUGCGUCUCUUAGCUUAUGUAUAUAAGCACAAAAAUUUAAAAUCACUCAAACUUAAAUUGAAUCCAACCAACUCAACUCAAACAAACCCGACCCAAUUACUCGAAUUGACACCACACCCGUCCUACUCCUACAAUUGGUAUACGCGGGAAAGAAACCCAACUCAACAACAUUCGAUUGAACAGAGUCGAAUUCAAUUAUUUUAGUUUUGUUUUUUCCCCUUUCUUCAGUCGUGCUUCCAACUACAUCACCUCACCUCUACUCUCUCUCUCCUCCUUUUCAUCCAUGAAGAACCAACGACUACUUCUCCAUUUCUCACCAUCAUUUUCCAUUGAAACCGCUUCUCCAUUUCUCUCUCUUCCUUCUUCUAACCUCAAAGGGGGAGACAUUUGAGGUAAAACGGUGAGAAAUUCCAUCAAUGGCGACCCAGAAAUCGGGUAAAGAGAGGCAAACAUGGCAGACUUCAUCGCCUUCUUCGUCGUCUUCAUCAUCGUCUAAUGUAUCGGGUAAUUCCCUUAAUAAGAGUGUUAAUGGUCCUAUAAUGCAUCAACCCAAUCGAUCUAAGACGCCUGCUACGGCGAAACGGUCCGUAACCCCGAAUUCUAGGGCUCAUGAUUCGAAACGCUCUGUUACUCCGGUUCCGAGAAGUCAUAACAAUGCCGGAGAUGUUGAUUUUGUCAAAGCGCCGAACACCAAGCGCCCUGUUACUCCUCUUAAUAGAAGCAAUUCUAUUGUUGCUCAUGACCCAGAACCCGGAAGAGUCAGAGUGGCUGUUAGGCUUCGGCCAAGAAAUGAUGAAGAUCUUGCUUCAGAUGCAGAUUUUGCUGAUUGUGUUGAAUUAUUACCUGAGCUAAAUAAACUGAGUUUGAAGAAAAACAACUGGAGUUCCGAAUCUUAUAAAUUUGAUGAAGUAUUUACUGAAUCUGCUUCCCAAAAGCGCAUUUAUGAAGUUGUAGCAAAACCUGUUGUUGAGAGUGUGUUGAGUGGCUAUAAUGGGACAAUUAUGGCUUACGGUCAGACAGGUACUGGGAAGACUUACACUGUAGGCAACCUAGGCAAAAAUGAUGCAUCAGAGCGCGGCAUCAUUGUUAGAGCUGUAGAAGACAUAAUUGCAAAUACAUCUCUUUCUAAUGAGGGCGUGGAGUUCUCCUACGUACAGCUGUACAUGGAAACAAUUCAAGAUCUACUUGCACCUGAGAAGGUUAAUAUUCCGGUUGUUGAGGAUGCUAAAACGGGGGAGGUGCUGUUGCCCGGUGCUUCAGUGAUUAAAAUUCAUGAUCUUGAUCACUUUAUGGAACUGCUUCAAUGUGGUGAGGCAAAUCGCCAUGCUGCAAAUACCAAGCUCAACACAAGCUCUUCACGCAGUCAUGCUAUAUUAAUGGUUUCUGUGAAAAGGUCCAUUGUUGGGAAAGGUAAAAAUGUUACUUGUGAAAAAGUGGCUGCUACUGAAGCACAGAGUGAUGUGGGCAUAGAUAAGAUACGAAAAGGCAAGCUGCUAAUUGUGGAUCUUGCUGGAUCUGAAAGGAUUGACAAAUCUGGCAGUGAAGGACUAUUGCUUGAGGAGGCUAAAUUUAUCAAUCUCUCUCUCACUGCAUUGGGAAAAUGCAUAAAUGCAUUGGCUGAAAGCAGUCCUCAUAUCCCAACUCGAGAUUCCAAGUUAACAAGAAUUUUGCGUGAUUCAUUUGGGGGCUCUGCUAGGACCUCUUUAAUAACUACAAUUGGGCCUUCAGCACGUCAUCAUGCAGAAACAACUAGCACAAUAAUGUUUGGGCAAAGAGCUAUGAAGGUAGUAAAUGUGAUGAAGGUGAAAGAAGAAUUUGAUUAUGAGAGGCUUUCCAGAAAGCUUGAAAGCCAAGUUGACCAUCUUACUGAAGAAAUUGAUAGGCAACAAAAGAUGAGGGAUAAAUAUAAAAAUGAAAUGGAGAAGAAGAUCAAAGAGUUUCAACGUUCAUCCGCUGAGGAAGAAAAGAGGCUAAUUGCAAGGUCUGAGAUCCUAGAGAAGGAAAAUGCUCGUUUGGAGCAGGAUAUGAAAGCUAUGUUGGAUGAAUUAAAUCACCAGAAAGAUUAUAAUAAAUUAUUGCAUGAUGAAGUGGCACGUCUAGAAAUGAGUAUAGAACAAUACAAGCAAAAUCAUCAAGAAAACUCGACAUAUCAGAAAGCUCUUGCAGACACUACUCAGAUGUAUGAAAACCAAAUAGCAGCAUUGAUUGAGCAGUUGAAGGAUGAGCGAGCUCGCUAUGAAAGAGCUGGAAAUCAAUCAGAUGUCUUGAAGGCACUUCUGAGUGAUCACGAGGGCUCCAUGAAGCUAUUUCAAACAGAAAAUUCCAAACUGAAGAAGGAGCUGCUUGAUGCCAAGGAAACACAUGAGAAGGCAAUAGCAGAUUUAAGUAAAAAAUUAGAUGACAUGUAUUUUCGUUGUGAACAUGCUGAGAAGCAAUUGGACUCUCUUAGAAAUGUCUCAAGUGAUCAGACUACUGAACAGAAAUUGCUCUUAGAAACCAUCCAGUUGUAUGAGGAGAAAAUAUCCAAUUUAGAGAAGCGUUUUGAAGAUGAGCGUGCUUGUCGUGCACAUGCAGAGGAACAGAUGGAAUCAUUGAAGAAACAUCUCAGUGAAGAGAAAUCAAGUCAGGAUCAGGUGAAGAGCAAGAUAAAUGAUUUGACAGAAAGAUUGCAAGAAAAAGACCAGAAUUAUCGAGAUGCUGUUGAUAAAAUGCAGUGUCUGCAACUAGAAAAUGCGAAUUUGCUAUUAGACAAGGAAAAGUUCAAGGAUGAACUUGAUACUUUAAAGGAGAAAUUCUUGACGGAGGAGAAACAAAGGAUGACACUUGAAGCCGAAUUGGUCAGGUUAAAGAAAUGUUUAUCAGCAAAUAGCGAAGGCAUUGAGGACAAGAAAUCAUAUGCCAAACAGCACAUGAAAGAAUCAUCAUCAUUCCGGUCAGCUAUGGGUUUAAAUAGGUCUAUAUCUGGCCAGAGGGCAACAAUUGCUAAGAUCUGUGAAGAAGUUGGGCUUGAAAGGAUACUAAAAUUGUUAUCAUCUGAAGAUAUUGAAGUUCAAAUGCAUGCACUAAAGGUUGUAGCAAACCUUGCUGCUGAAGAUAUUAAUCAGGAGAAGAUUGUGAAUGAGGGAGGCCUGGAUGCCCUGCUUAUGUUAUUGCAGACUUCUCAAAAUACCACUAUUCUUAGAGUGGCUUCUGGUGCUGUUGCUAAUUUGGCCAUGAACGAGACUAAUCAAGGCUUGAUAAUGAGCAAGGGAGGUGCUCGUCUUUUGGCAGAUACAACAACAAAAACAGAUGAUCCCCAAACUCUUCGAAUGGUGGCUGGAGCAAUUGCAAAUUUAUGUGGCAAUGUUGCAUUACACUCGACACUCAAAGAUAAUGGAGGGAUUAAGGCACUUUUGAGCAUGGCUGGUUCUACAAAUAUUGAUGUUGUUGCACAGGUAGCCAGGGGAUUGGCCAACUUUGCCAAAUGUGAAACACGAGAAGUUAUACAGGGUCAUAGAACAAGCCGCUCACUUCUUAUGGAAGAUGGUGCACUUACAUGGUUGAUUGUCAACUCAAAGACUGCCUCUGAAUCAACUAGACGCCACAUGGAACUUGCCCUUUGCCAUUUAGCACAAAAUGAGGGUAACACACAAGACUUCAUAUCAACUGGGGGAUUGAAGGAGGUAAUUCGAAUAUCGUCUGAAUCUGCGAGAGAAGAUAUCCGCAAUCUGGCUAAGAAGACAUUGAAAUUGAAUCGAAUGUUUCAAGCACAAAUGUCAGCUGACUAAUAAAAGUUCAGUUGUACUGGAGUGUGGUGCUACAUCCUUAGGCUUUUACUUCAUAUUUGUAAAAUAGUGUAAAUUUUUCCUGAUAAAGGUUUGCUAGUGAUGAAAUGCAAAUUGUUCGAUCAGUAUGGUAAACUCUAAACAGAAAUAGCUUUUGUGUUGUACUUUGAGGUAUUAGCAGGAAAUCCAUUUAAUUUUUGAAAAAUGUACUUUAAUAAUCUAAACUAUUGAAAUUUACUUCUAAUAAUCAUAAUCUCAACUAAGGUUUAUUAUCUAAUAAUCCUAAUUAUGGGGUUAGUUUGCCUCCAAUGGUUCCAAUGACCUGUAAUCUAUUAAAAGAGUAUUUUUUUUAAGCCAUUAGUGUAAUAUUAAUAAAAAAAUAAAAGAAAAAAAAAACAAAUUCGGUUUUUCAGUCACCCCUCACCUUCCUCGUGAAACCAUAAGCCAACCAAGCCCACCUCCCUAACCCCUAAUUAACGACCGAUCGACCCUUCCCACCCUCGAAACUCGCUGUUUGACUUUCUCAAUUCUCGAAUUUCCAGCGGCGCGUCACUCAGAGUUUCACUUCCUUUUGAAGCCUCACUCUGGCUGCACGUCAGAUCUCGCUCCCCAGUAAGGAACUUCGGUCCAACAAUAGAAAUCAACACGAUCUCGAUUUGCACUUUUCUUUCGUGUUGAGGCUAGUGUUGAAGAGAAUUGCGAGCUGGUUUAGUUGGUGGUUUCGGGGGUGGCUGUGCUACUGUGUAGUGGUGCAAUGGUUGGUUUCGGGGGCUGGUACAGGUGCGGUGUGGCUGUUUGGGUGGAUUCGAGGGUCAUGGGUAGGUUAAAUAGGGUGGCCGUCUGGUUUUGGUGGUUAAUGGUGGACGGUGGACGGUGGACGGUGGCCGAUUUCCAACAUAUUAAUUGGUGGGGUUAGGGUUUUGUGGUGGAGGUUGGUGGCUGAGAAUUUUUGUGUUUUAUUUAUUUAUUUUAAUCUUUUUAUUUUUUUUAAAUUUUGGACCACUCACAUGUUGACACGUGUCAUGGUAACUUGUUGUAACCGGUCAUUGCCUUGGUGUUGACCGGUUAGGACUAUUAGAGGUAAACACAUAACAUAGUUGGGAUUAUUAAA
This is a messenger RNA of Chenopodium quinoa (quinoa), 5261 nucleotides long. RefSeq names its product kinesin-like protein KIN-UC. Gene Ontology annotation, biological process: microtubule-based movement. Gene Ontology annotation, molecular function: microtubule motor activity; microtubule binding; ATP binding. Lineage: Eukaryota; Viridiplantae; Streptophyta; Magnoliopsida; Caryophyllales; Amaranthaceae. The coding region runs from base 803 to 4153 and encodes 1116 amino acids. The transcript is spliced from 21 exons. The record is from RefSeq and is a predicted model, not a curated record.